This is a messenger RNA of Thlaspi arvense, 495 nucleotides long. The record is from the annotation of a GenBank genome assembly. Lineage: Eukaryota; Viridiplantae; Streptophyta; Magnoliopsida; Brassicales; Brassicaceae.
AUGGCGGAAACGUUCUCGAGCGGCGAGGCACGAUAUUGGCCCAUCUACAGUAGCAACACCACCGAUAGCAACAGCCCCUACGCAUCUCUUCUCCGCCUUGUCCGAUCUCAUUCACCAACCUCCUCACAGCUAUUUGCUUACCUCGCUCUCUUCAUCUCUAGCGGAAUCCUCCUCUUCCUCCUCGGUGUAACCGUGACCGCGGCCGUGCUCGGCUUCAUUGUGUUUCUUCCGCUGAUUAUCAUCUCGAGUCCGAUCUGGAUUCCCGUUUUUGUCGUCGUUGGUGGGUUCUUAACAGUCACCGGUUUUCUUGUCGGAACGGUGACCGUGGUAUCGUGGACGUACCGUUAUUUCCGAGGAAUGCACCCGGUUGGAUCGGAUCAAAUGGAUUAUGCACGUAGUCGGAUCUAUGACACGGCUUCUCACGUCAAAGAUUACGCUAGAGAGUACGGUGGAUAUUUCCACGGCAGGGCUAAAGAUGCGGCCCCGGGUGCUUGA